AUGGUGUACAAAUCGUUGACUGACAUCCCUCGAAACGUCAAGGAAGGUAUUGACUGGUUGAUAGCGUUGAGGGGAACGGAUGCGGAAACGAACUUCAACGCUAUGGGUGUUGCACUUCACAAAUUACUUGCAGACAAGCCAGUUGGUACCAUGAAGGUGCCAGCGCUGGAGAAUGUUAAACAAAUUUCCAAGCAGUUCAUGGAGCAAACGCAACUUAGUAGUUACGGAUUUGUAAGAGAAAUGAUCUCGAGAUAUAAUAAGCGUAUGAGUAAAAGAAAGCCCUGCUUUUUAUAUAAAAGCUUUAUUCGUGGAGACCAAGACGAAUGUCAUUAUAUGAACGUUGUGAAGGCCCAUAAUGUCACUGCCGAGCUGAUGUCAGCGCAGAUGACUGGUAUUACGUCUAGUUGUGAAAGGUUCCUGGGCCAUAUUCGAAACCCUGGCAAGUACAAGUCCGCUUACAGUCCGGAAGCGACGUGGCAGGCAUCAUGUGCGCAGGACCCAGAGGGUUGCGCAGUAAUCUUCGUGGGCAUUGCACCAAUGUUGUACGCAGGCAUAAUAUGUUUGUGGUUGGCAAGUGCCCCCCCAUUAUUAAGAUGGAGCGAAACUACAGACAACACGCAUUUAAGAAUUGUAAUGAAAGAGUUGGGUUACGUAGUGCCAGAAUGCCUCGAUGGCCUGACCCGCUUGCAUGUCCGCGAGGCGUUGAGAGAUAUGCAUCAUCGUCUAUUAGACGUCGUAUACGACAUGGCAGGAUUUUGGGCUUUCUAUUGA
Molecule: messenger RNA, 771 nt
Organism: Babesia bigemina
Lineage: Eukaryota; Apicomplexa; Aconoidasida; Piroplasmida; Babesiidae
Exons: 1
Coding region: 1-771 (256 amino acids)
Source: RefSeq, a predicted model, not a curated record